UUCAUUGAGAAAGACGGAUUGUGCUGGUGUGCCGUUUGCGGUCCCUUUUUUGUCCUGUUUAUGGAUGGAGCUUUAGUUCUCUUUAUGAGUCGCACCGAAGGUUCUACCGUAUUCCUCCCCCACCUUUUCCAACCCGUGGGUUAUUCCUCUUGAAUCGCAUACGUUUCGCAUUGGAGCGCGGUUGAAGGGAAGAUUUACAGGUUUUGUGUGCUCUGGAUGCUUAAGAUAGAACUUCUGAUGCACAAUGGAUUGCUUUUAUGACCAACAAGUUCCUUUUGUGGCCCCAGGGAGGCCUGCUGAAGAAUGUAGAAAUCGAAUAGUUACUGACCGGAAAAGAAGAUUUCUGGACACAGACUUGGCACAUGAUUCUGAAGAGUUGUUCCAAGAUCUUAGUCAGCUACAAGAGGGAUGGCUAAUUGAAGCACACGUCCCAGACGAUGAACAGUAUGUUCCAGAUUUUCAGUCUGAUAAUUUAAUUCUUCAUGGUCCUCCGCCAGCAAAGAUUAAACGAGAAAUUCACAGUCCAUCCUCCGAGAUAGCAUCAUGCAGCCAUAAUGUUCCUGGUAAUUAUGGUGAAAAGUGCCUCUAUAACUCCAGUGCCUAUGUAAGAAAACACCCUGUUGGGGUCAAGCCAUUGACCCCUACAUGUACCACCUCAUCUGCCCCACCACCACAGUCCAUUUCUGCACAACCAUUGGAAAUUUCAGUUCAAAAUACCUCUGUGUCUGUGCACCAUGAGCAAAAACAAGAAUUUGCUGUCCCACAGCCUCUUCACCAAAUUACCCACCUCCAGAAGAACAUUCAAGAGAAGGCAUAUCCUGCGGAUUACAAAUUUCAGAGGCAAAUGUCAGAACCUUGCCAGUCUUUCCCUCGCUUUCCUGGUGUCGCAGGACAGUCUCGCCCAAUUUAUCACAGGCAGAUGUCUGAUCCUGCUGUUUCUGCACCACCACCACCACUGCCACCUCCAUCACCUCAUCAAGGAUUCAAACAGGAAUAUCACAAUCCCCUCUACGAUCAAGACAUGAAUGGUCCAUCCAGGCGUAAUUUCCAUAGUUCCUUGGGAAUUAAGCAAGAACCUCAGGAUUACAGUAUUGAAUCAGAAGUGCCUAACUGUCAGUCCUCUUGUUAUGGGACAGGAAACUAUUUCCAAAAUGAUAAUUCAGGUUUUCCUUAUGACCAAAACGCCAGAUUAUACUAUGAUGACACGUGUGUUGUGCCUGAGAGGCUGGAAGGUGGUAAAGUAAAACAGGAGGCCAACUUCUAUAAGGAAGGCCCACCUUAUCAACGCAGAGGGUCCCUUCAGCUCUGGCAAUUUCUGGUGACACUCCUCGAUGACCCAGGGAAUGCUCAUUUCAUUGCAUGGACUGGAAGAGGAAUGGAAUUUAAACUUAUUGAGCCUGAAGAGGUUGCAAGGCGAUGGGGUAUUCAGAAGAACCGACCAGCUAUGAAUUAUGACAAAUUAAGCAGAUCUCUUCGCUAUUACUAUGAAAAAGGCAUUAUGCAGAAGGUGGCUGGUGAACGAUACGUGUAUAAAUUUGUAUGUGAUCCAGAAGCUCUCUUUACUAUGGCUUUUCCAGACUAUCAACGCUCUCAAGUAAAGAUUGAACCUGACUGCCAUGCUCCUGAAGAUGGCACUGUACCUCUAACCCACUAUGAAGAUAACAAUGGUUAUUUGCUGGAUUUAGAACUGGUCAAAAACCCAUUUUAUGCAGAGGACACACCCUACUAAAAUGGAUGGGUCAUCCGGAUUGACUGAAGGAGCAAGGAACAACACACUAAACCUAAAUAAGCUUUCUAAAGCAGGACUACAUCAUCUCAACAUUAAAAGAUGGAGUGCUUGAUAAA
Messenger RNA from Spea bombifrons (plains spadefoot toad), 1845 nucleotides. It is a transcript of the gene ETV5, whose product is annotated as ETS variant transcription factor 5. Gene Ontology annotation, biological process: regulation of transcription by RNA polymerase II; cell differentiation. Gene Ontology annotation, cellular component: nucleus. The record is from RefSeq and is a predicted model, not a curated record. Bases 245 to 1729 code for a protein of 494 amino acids. Gene Ontology annotation, molecular function: DNA-binding transcription factor activity, RNA polymerase II-specific; sequence-specific DNA binding. NCBI's taxonomy places the organism in Eukaryota, Metazoa, Chordata, Amphibia, Anura, Pelobatidae. The transcript is spliced from 13 exons.